Brassicogethes aeneus is the source of this 270-nucleotide messenger RNA. Lineage: Eukaryota; Metazoa; Arthropoda; Insecta; Coleoptera; Nitidulidae. The record is from the annotation of a GenBank genome assembly.
AUGCUAGACAGACUAAAAGUCUAUGCACUUGAUUUCAAGCUAACAGCAGAUAGCGAAUUGCGAAUUGAAACGAAAGUUGUAACAUUUUGGAAUGAAUAUCUUUUGGAUUGUGAAGAGGCUGAGGCAGAAGUACAGUUAAAAGACAUUUUAUGCUUUUCAACUGCAAGUGAAAAGGCACCUCCACUUGGUUUUAACAACAAACCAGAACUACUUUUCCUGCAUGAUGAGGGACUAUUUCCUAAAGCUAACACUUGUGCUCCAAUACUGUAA